This is a messenger RNA of Mytilinidion resinicola, 3544 nucleotides long. RefSeq lists its product as uncharacterized. The record is from RefSeq and is a predicted model, not a curated record. Lineage: Eukaryota; Fungi; Ascomycota; Dothideomycetes; Mytilinidiales; Mytilinidiaceae. The coding region runs from base 1 to 3156 and encodes 1051 amino acids. The transcript has 6 exons.
AUGGCUUGCGAUUUGGGUUCAGCUGAGCUGCAGAAGUUACUUGGACGACAGUUGACCAAACCGGAAACUCCUGAGCCUCCAAAAUUGCCAGGUGCAACACCAUCACAGCAAUAUCUGCAGCAGCAACCUCCGCAGCAACCUCCGCAGCAACCUCCUCCGGUGGCGCAUGGCUACAACUCGCCAGCAGCUCCUCAGUAUCCCUAUCAACCAACCCCAUUUGGGCCUCCUGCGACGACUUCAUUAGCGCCAGCAAGAGAAGGUCAGAAUGGCCAAGUCCAGCCUACGGCCCAAUACUCUGUGUAUCCUGGAUAUCCGCCGUAUGGAAUGCCACAGUAUGGAUAUAGCGGCUAUCCACCGCCAAAUAUAGCCCUGCAAUAUCCUCCUGGUCAAAAUCCGCAACAAUGGGGACAGACAUACCAACCCCCUUCAACCCAGGCGGCAUCUCAAUAUCAAGUCCAUCAAUAUCAAGCCCAUCAACCGCAUGCUCCACAGCAGUAUGCUCAACCUUAUCAAUAUCCUCUGCCACAGGCAUACAAUCCAGCUGGAUAUCCCUUGCCACCGCCCCCGCUGACAACUCCAGCUUUCCAUGCCCCGGUACCCAAUGCUCCACUGGCGCAUGUGUCAACGUCACCUCCGGCUCCCGCUUCGGCUUCCACCCCAGAUCCUACUCCAAAUAGGCUAGUUUCAUACACACAUCCUCAACCUGUGCCGCCACCAUCCCAGAGCCUAAGUCCGCCUACAAAUGCCGCCAUGAGCCAAACCGAACCGCCAGAGGACUCAUACUUCCCACAAAUUCUUGGAUCUGUCUACCCUGGACCAGAGUACGUCUCAACCGUGCCGAACGAUCCCAAGGAUGCAAAAAAUCCAGCACCAGUGGACUUUCCUCUGAAGAAUGAAUCUCGUGGGCGUUCGCCGCCACCACAGUACUCUUCUCAACCAACUCCUGACCCCGAUGCAUCCAGGCUGACCUCUGCCAUCGGAUCUCUCGCUCUCGAUCUGCCUGGAAACGCGCCAAUCCCGACUGUCGGACAUUGUCUCGCUCAUCUCGAAGUCCUCGAAUGCUUCUACAACCUCCGCGAACACGUCUCCAAAACCGAUGACCUGUUCGGCUUCCCAGACUCGCUUGCACGGCCUAUCAAUGAAUGGGAUGACGCCAACGAAGUGAGAGAAAUUGACCUCGUUCAAGAGAAGCGCUGGGCCGUUUAUGUCACUCGCGCUGUCGAUCGCUUCGAGGCAUGGUGGGCGCGUUGUGCGCCUGCAACACGAUGUGGUCAGCCAGCGCGGAAGUUGAUGCAGAUUGAUAUGGAAGGUUCUGGGGGGAGGUUGUUCGAAGCAAGUUUCCAGCAUCGGUUUCAAAUUCCGUUUUCAGCUGAGCGGUUGCCGCCUCUGGAUGUGCUUAUGGUCUGGCAUGCCUAUAUGCUCAAUCCUCGCUCGUUUGCUGAAGACUGUGUGCGACUGGGCAAGAUGGACUUUUGGGCUCUUGGAUUCCCGUGGGAGGCUAUCAAUUCUGCAAUUGAUUCUAACACUCUAGAAUAUAGACCUUCGUUGGCGGCAGUCCAGGCUUUUGAGGGCCUGACGAGACGCAAAUGGGAUAACCUUGCUGAAUCUGAUACGAAGAAGCUGAGCUGUGCGAAGUGUCGGGCCAUUCUCGACGUUCCUUGGGCCUCGAAACGCGAAUCACUGAAAGAGGGCAUUGCGUAUGAACUGAAAGAUGUUCUUGGCGGUGGAGAAGGCUUCGCAGAGCCCAACUUCAAGUUCAAGUGUACUGGCUGCAGCAAUAUCAUCAACCACAAAUAUCUGGAGUUCGUUAAGUUCAAGACAGACGUCGAAAAUCUUGCGUCAAAUGAUACUCCUUUGCCAGGGACAAUCUUGUCUCUCAAGGGACUGCCCGAGAUGGUCAAGGUUGCCCCUUUGGCGUCGAACAACUUGUUCCCUAACUCUCUGAUCAAGCAAAUUAUGCUUAAGGACAUUGACAACCUAGGAAAGAAUGGCAACGCUGGUGGUGAUCUCGGCAUGGAUAAGGUCACAGCUCUGAUCACUCCUGCAAUCAGGCAAGCCAACAAUGCCAAGAAUGCAAAAUGGGGGAAUGCCUUGACGUACUCGGUCAAUGGUGUCCCAAAGAAGGCUAAUCUAGUUCGCAAGCCAGCGAGAAUCGCAGUUAGACGUAUGAUGGCACGAUACUACGGCAAUUCCUCACCUUUUGCUCUAGACUUAGCCGGCGCAGUUAUUCGACAGGGCCAAUUCAUCCAAAAAAUGCAUAAAAUCAACUGGCUUCACGCCCCAACCACGCGCGACAUUAUGCAACGUCUCAUCGUCAAAUAUGAGCGCUUCUUCUCCCUCUUCGCCCAAUAUCCCGGCAAAACCGUCGUGCCAACCCUCGACGUCGACCUUGCGUGGCACACACACCAACUGUCUCCGCCCCACUACUAUGCCUACUCUAUGCGUCUGACCAGCGGCAAGAGCUUCAUCGACCACGACGAUAAGAUCGAUGAGUCGAAACUCAGCAACGCUUUUGAGUGGACUUCGAAGGUGUAUCAGAAGAAGUUUGGAGAUGUGUAUUCGGAAUGUGCGUGCUGGUACUGCGCCGCAGUGCGCGAGUCGAACGACACAAGUGCGUCGUCGAAGAUAUUCGGUCGAAAGAAAGGGUCUGUAUCGGCGCGUGCGGAUGAGGCGAAUCUGCAUACUGAUCCGUAUACUGCACCGCAUAUUUCGACGCACAGCGCGAUCCGCGUCCCGCAACUAGCGGCUGAGCGUGGCGAGAUGAUGAACCGGCUGCAGCGUCAGCAUGAUGAGGCGUCGCGGAAAGCGGCGAAGAGUGGGAAGAGCUCUGCGGCGAACAAAGUCAUGCUUUAUGGCGCGCUUGGCGCGACUGCCGCGCUGACGGCUGGAGUGUUUGCGUUUACGCCGUUUAUGGCGUAUGGCGGCGGUGGUGGUGGCGUUUACGUGGCCAGCCCGGCCUUUGUGCGGGCUCUGGAGCGUGUGGUGGCGGGGGAUCAGGUGCGUGUGGUGGCGGGGGAUCAGGUGCGUGUGGAAGUGGAGGAGGAUGUGGCGGCGGCGGGGGUGGAGGCUGUGGAGGCGGUGGUUGCGGCGGUGGAUGUGGUGGUGGUUGAUUUGACAGAUUAUCAUCCAACUUUCUGCUUUGUUUUCUCAGGUUAGGGAUGAGCUAAAGUGGGUGAAGUACAAUUCAUGCCGUCCACUUUUCCGGCACCUCAGCAUAGCCAAGCCGAAUUUGAUGCAUGUUGCUUUGAGCCUUUGUAUCCAUAAGGCACAAACGAACCUGGGUCGAAAUUCCUGAUGAAGUCGUUAGGGGCAGAUCCGCAACCGAGCCGCUGAAGUACUGCAAAGCUCUAGAUGCCUGGGAGACUGCAAGGGUUGCGGCUAAUGCCAAUGCAACAGGAACCAUCCCAUAAUGCGCAUAUUAUCGCUUGCUUGAAAACUGCGUCAGCGAGUCAAUGAGUUGGUAUAUCUAAGAACAAAGUUCUCGCCCGAGCGUUGCACAUUAGCGGGUUAAGUGAUAGGCCCUAAUUAGCUCAACAUCGCCAAU